AUGAGUAGGUGUAGCAGCACCCCGCUUGCAAUUGUCAUUGCUCCGAUCUUAAUUUGUGUAUUGGCUUCGGUGGUCUUGGCCCUAGAAUUUGGGUAUGCAGAAAGUUAUGGACCCGAGCAGUGGGGAGAGUGCAGUGGGAGGCACCACAGUCCCUUAACCAUCGAUUUGGUUAAUGCCGUGGAAAAGAAUUUCACCGAGCUGGAGAUUAUAAAUUUCAACGUGGUGCCCAGGACUUUUGAAAUGUCGAACAAUGGGCACACGGUGCUGGUGAAGAUGAGUUUCAAUAAGGAAACAGUGCCGACUGUAAAAGGAGGUCCUUUGGCGGAGAAAACUCCUUUGGGCUACCAGUUCGAGCAGUUCCACUUUUACUGGGGCGACAACGAGACCUUUAUCAAUAAAGAUGUGGCGAUAAACCAAGCAUAUCUCUUUGAGCUCCAUUUGGUACUACGGAAUUCGGAAUAUCCAAACUUGACAAUUGCUAUGGAGAAGGAUCAUGGAAUCGCCGUUAUGGCCUUCUACUUUCAUAUUGGCUUAGUUCCAGCUAGGGGCUAUACGGACUUCACCGACUUGCUUGCUCAGAUUGACCGGAAAGGCCAAACCGUGAACAUGAACUACCCACUUCCUCUUGGAGAAUACAUUUCGAAGUAUUUGGAUAACUACUUCAGCUAUAGUGAUUCUCUGACAAUUCCACCUUGUAGUGUGGAGGCUACCUGGUUGUAUUUCCCAUAUACCAUUGACAUCUCGGAGGAGCAAUUCAAUGUAUUUCACCGGCUGACUGCCAGCGAUGAUCAUCUGAAGAACGAUUUCCCACCCAGCGAGCCAUUCAACGUAGGCACUUUGUACAAAAACAAAGAAACCCGGAAUGAUUCCUAUAGUGUGCCGCUUGUUAAUGUGGCAAACGCGGCUGAGAAGUGGAUGCCCCAUUUAAUGGGAGCCCUGCUUUAUUUUUGUGUCCUCGUACCGCUGUUAAGGACCUCCGAUUUCAGCGGAUUUUAAUUAGAGUUCGAAGGUUAAAUCGAUAUAUGCCUAGCAUGCGCUUAGGCGUCCAAUUAGGGCUGUAUUUUACAUGUUCCCCUUAACCACGAGUCCCGUCGGCAGGACAUCCAUAUAUCUACGGAAAAGAAAUGGGCGGAAACGGACGGACUAUUUAUUAAGCCCGAAUGGCUUUCUAGCACGGUACCCUUACUCAUCAAUUAUCUAGCCUUUUGAUGUCGCUUCCGUUGACAUUGCACAUUGUGAUUUUACAUCAUUGUCACUGUAAAAAGGUUUUUUACAAAUUAUAUUUGCUUCUG
Molecule: messenger RNA, 1292 nt
Organism: Drosophila subpulchrella
Lineage: Eukaryota; Metazoa; Arthropoda; Insecta; Diptera; Drosophilidae
Product: carbonic anhydrase 1-like
Exons: 4
Coding region: 1-996 (331 amino acids)
Cellular component (GO): cytoplasm
Molecular function (GO): carbonate dehydratase activity; zinc ion binding
Source: RefSeq, a predicted model, not a curated record